GGGCAGGACGACGGGGCAGCUUGUUGAAAUCGAGACUUACCCAGCUAAAUCGGGACGUAUGUUGAACCCCUUCGGGGGUAAUAGAUGUUCAACGAAACAUUAUGCGGAGUACAGAUUAAAUUAUUGCGCAGUCGGGUUAGCGUUGUAAUCUGGAAUUUAAAUCGAUAAUAUUCCGAUCAUCAUGGGAAUUCCGAUCAUUCCCAAUCUUGAAAGAAUAUUCAUUGGAAGUAGCCCAACAGUCAAACUGUCUGAAAUAACUGCGAUAUUUAAAAAGUAAUUGUCGUAAAUAGCUAAAUCGCGCGUAACUCAGAAUUCUAAAUUAUAUUACUGUAUACCUUUGAGCCGAAUUGGGUUUUUUUGAUGCGGAAUUACUUCCUUUUAGUAGCUUGUCCAAUAGUACUGGUAGAAUUUAGUUUCGAUGUAUAUUUCUAUGAUAGUAGGCAUAGAUUUAUUAAAACUUUGGUAAUUCCGUUGUAUUGAUUACUUGGCAUAACACUUUUUAAAUAUUACCAGAUUUUUUUUUAUUUCAUUGGGAUUGUAGUUAAUACAAAGGCUGCAGAAAAUGAAGAUCACACCUGUUGUGCUCCUUUAUUGCUGCAUAAUAGCAAAUGCUCUACAGUUUGAAGAAUUUGACUACAAGAAAGAUUUUGAUAUAAAUCUCGAGAAAGAAUAUCUUCGAAAAUUUCUGGAUGAAAUAAAUAUUGAAGCGGAGAUUGACACCGAUUUAGCCGACGACGCAGACUUUGAACCAGACCUUUCUGAAGCCAUAUUCGAGGAUGAUUUUGAGCAUGAUUAUGAAAAAAAACUGACGAAACGAAAUAUUGAUUUUUGUGACGAGUUUAAGUUAUGUGAGAAAGAGGGACAUGGGUUCAAAACUGGAUGUGCUGUGUUUCAGAAGAAAUAUGUGAACAGAAGAAAUUCAUUCCCCAAUGUCUAUAAGAAAAGAGCUGGAAGGUGGUGCGUCAAUUGUCAAGAGAAAUGCAAAGGGGGAAACAUUGUAAUUAAAUUAGGUUAAUUACUGAUUGAAACAAAUUUGGUAAAGAAUUUACGUCAAUGUUAGUAACUGGAAGAGAAAGAGAAAAUAAAAAUAGAUUCGAACUAUGUUUUUUUUUUAGUUUUAAUUUUCACUCAAAAACUGAUCUGUAAAACUGUGUGCUCGAUUAAAAUAAAAAAAAUCCCAUCUUAUUCCAUUGUUUUUUAAAUUGCGUAUAUUGUAUAUCGAGAAGUGGAACUAUAAUACCUUUCAUAAGUCAGUAAUUAGCCAUUUUUGGUCAUUUGAUCUACAAAGUCAUUCAUGUUUAUUCAAUUGAUAAUAUUCUUUUUAGCAGUAUGCUCCUAAAUUAAGGAUAUUCGGAAAAACCGUUAAAUGUCCCCAAAGGUCAUUCCCUUGAAUUUAAUCAUCUUUUGAAACUGUAGAAGAAGUAACGAAAGCCAUGGUAUUCCCACACUCAAAAUAUUACCUCUUCACAAUGUAUGAGUUUUUGCUGAACUUUCGUAUCUUAUAAAAAGUUUACGAUUUAACAUGUUAAUAUAUAAACAAGAAUAAAUUUGUGAUCAUAGUAAGAUUUG
This is a messenger RNA of Styela clava, 1569 nucleotides long. The record is from RefSeq and is a predicted model, not a curated record. Lineage: Eukaryota; Metazoa; Chordata; Ascidiacea; Stolidobranchia; Styelidae.